AGCUGUGUGUCUGAUUAAUUCAAUGUAACGCGAUGCGUUAGUGGAGAAACCUGUUUUCUGCUGUUGCGGUGGAUGUACCAGCUGCAGACUGGGGGAAAUCAGAUUUUUUUUUACAUUGGGACAUUAUAACAGUUACAAGUACCUAUACACAAAGUUAUUUGCUCUAAAAGCAUUACGUUUGGAUCUUAAAAUGAAAAUAAAUUUAAGAGAUGGGUUAUAAUUAGAAGGAAAAGUCUCCACCAUUGUGAGAGGAUUAAAACCAAGUCACACGAAUUGGAAUAAUAGUCCUUGUACUACAUAUUUGGGUGAGAGGAGAGCAUUAUCUCUGCACAAAAUGUCAUCAGAAAAACACGGUCUGGAUGACUCUGGACGUCAGUCCAUGUCCCAGCCCAUGACCCAGAUGCAGCCCCCUCCCUACCUCCCAAACCAGGCUCCAAACAUGCCUCAGCACCCGGGCAUGGCCCCCCAACAGGGCUGUGGCCCCCAACCCAACUACCCCCCUCCACCUCCACCUCCAGGCUCUGACGGCUACCUCCAGGAGACCCAGUUCCACUGCGGCCCCCUCGGACCCCCAGGUGCUCCCCAUGGCUACACAGUACAGACCCAGGGGGCUGGAGGGACAGUGCCCCACCCCCCAGUGGGGUACCUCCACCCAGGCUACCCCCUCCAACUGCAGCCUUGCACAGCCUAUGUGCCCAUCUACCCCAUGGCGUCGGGCCAGCCCUACAUGCCAGGAGGCGGUGGGGGAAUGCCCCAGGGGCAGAUGGCCAUGCAGAUGCCCCCUGGCAUCGCCCUGAUGGAACCGCGUAGGCCGCCACACGACUACCUGCCCAUCGCCGUCCUGACCACUGUCUGCUGCUUCUGGCCCACCGGAAUCAUCGCCAUCAUCAAGGCUGUGCAGGUGCGUACGGCGGUUGCCAGGGGGGACAUGGUGACGGCGGAGAUAGCGUCUCGAGAGGCGCGGAACUUCUCCUUCAUCAGUCUGGCGGUGGGCAUAGCCUCCAUCGUCCUCUGCACCAUCCUCACAGUGGUGGUCAUCAUCGCCUCACAGCACCACGACGACGACUGGGAUCCUUAGACACACACGCCACGCGCUCACACACACUCACACACUCACAUACAGGAACAUACAGUACAGCAUAGGUAGAGACACUGACUGACUUACUCAUACUGGUAUUCUGGGGUGUGCUUGACUGUACGUAUGUGUUCUACCUACAGUUCUGACCCUACCAACUGACUAUGCCAUCUGAUCUGGCUAAUAACCAAUCAUUUCCAAUCUUCAAACGCUAAUGGGACUUGGGAACCUAUAGAGGCCAGUAUUAAUGUUACCGUGGCAACUAUCUUUCCAUUCAGAUAUCGCUUAUUAGGGAUUAAAACGAAGCACAUAUCUGACAUAACAUUAAUUUGAUACUAGUCUAAUCUUGAUUUGAUAUUAACUAUUCAUUUUAUGUUAAUCACUGAUAGAUGGAUUUAUUGAUGGUCCCAUCAAAUCCACUGUAGCUGCGAGACCAAAACAUGAGUCACACACUGUAUUUAAAGUGCUUCAGCCUUCUCAUGACUGCCAAAUGGAGGACAAACCAUAGUGGCUAUUUCUGUACACAAUGAGGUAUUUUGAAUUACUGACUAUGUUUUACUUACACACAGAAGUCGAGUAUUAUAAUUUUUUGCUUCAAACAGUAAAUCAAUUACUUUUUUUGUAAUUGAUUUACAACAUAUUAUUAGGAACAAUUACAAAACAAAUUGCCAAAUUAACAAAUAGUUUAGACACAUAAGAUCGAUAAUGAAUUACACACCUACUGGCAAGUAAACUGAUAUUAUAACAAGGUCUAACAUAACCAAACAUGAAAUUUAUCAGAGGCUGGACUUUGUGUCAUGGUUGGAUAAUACUGUAUUGGUUCACUUUACUAAAUUUGUUUAUUUAUUAAGAUAUACUAUUUAUGUAUUUAUCUAUUUGUUAAUUUAUUCAAUUCCUACCGUUGUGUGUUUUUAAUUCAGUAGAUAAGCUGUUCUUUUUAUCUGCCCCUAUAUCAAUAGAUUUUUGUAGCUAGCUAUAUUACACUUUGCGGCUAGCAAAAAUUUGAAAUUUCUGUAAUGAUUUGCACAUUCCAACACUAAAAUGGCACAGCAUCAAAUGUUUUGUAGUUUAUAAUACUUAAUAGAUAUCAGUUGUCUUAGAGGUAGUCUCUCUGCACUUAACAACAGAGUAGACAUCUUGAGUUAAAAAAAUGCAGAUGGCUUGAAGUGGUUGAAACGUCUCAUAAAUGUUCUAUAUAGAACAGGAAAUAGUGAAUGAAAAACCAACAAUUUAGAAGAAGCUAUUUAUAGCCUCUCAAUCUUAUUCACAGCGACCCUGAUGAUGCUCAGAACUGAACUGUAUUCAGACAGGACUGUUCAUCACAGCUGUAAAAGCUGGGCCACAAAAACAUGACUGCUGUCUGAAGCAGCCCACCACUUGGUUUUAUUAGUUGUGCUGUUUCCUGUGUUUGGCCACAGAAGCAGGGUACAUAGUGUAAACUGGAUGUCCAGAACAGUGGAAUUGAAAAUGAAUGUUUCUGUAGAGAACAAAAGUCAAUGCCUAUAUUCUGUAUAUUGUAGCACUUUCCUCUCUACAAUCUGUUUGUUUUGUUAACUCUAUCCUCCCCCCUCUCUCUUUCUCUCUCUCACUGUCUUUCUCCCUGCCAUGCAGGUUGAACAUGUCUUACCUGUAUUGACAACAUAUCUUUCUCGCUUCACUCUUUCCUCUGUUCUAGAUUCUUAUGAUGCUAUUUUUUGAGAGAAUCCUGAAUCUGCUUAGAGAUAUUGAACAUGUAUUGUGUGUUGUGAGGGACCAUGAUAACAAUGUAAAUAUUGUAUUAGGCUGUAUAAGGUUAUCUUCAGUAAGUCUGAUUCUAAUUAUGAUUAUUGUUACUUAGUGAUGAUGGCUUUGAUGAUCACUACCAUAGGCUAUGGCAUUUCAUCUAAUCUGUCCUUAUUUCAAAGACACAGUAUUUUAGAGAUGAUAAAUUCAGAAAAAUCUAAGUGAGCUCAGUGCUGUAUCCUUUAAUGCUGUCACUCUCCCCUUUGUACAAGAGAGCUAUUCUGGGAUGUGUGCGUGUGUUUGUAUGCUUUAGACUCACCCCCUGACAUAUCUAGUUUAGCUAGCUCUACGCUAAACCCCACCUAUGUGUACUUGCUUUCCUAGGUGAUGGUUCUACGUCGUUACAGAUGCCCUUGGCUAGGCAGACGAAACUCUAAACUGCUUUUAUGGUUUAGAGAUGCUGUACACCUCCUCUCCUAGCCUGUAAAUGCGAGGGAUUGCUUGUUCAAAGAGGCUGCUGUGUACACGUGCUUUCUCUCUGGGGGAUAUUCUGUUCGUGGAUGUUACACAUGCAUUUGUUGUGUAUGAAUUCAGUCGUUUGAAUAAAGGAAUCCUUUUUGGUUGUGAAAGAC
This is a messenger RNA of Osmerus eperlanus (European smelt), 3429 nucleotides long. RefSeq names its product proline-rich transmembrane protein 1 (gene prrt1). Gene Ontology annotation, cellular component: membrane. The transcript is spliced from 4 exons. NCBI's taxonomy places the organism in Eukaryota, Metazoa, Chordata, Actinopteri, Osmeriformes, Osmeridae. Bases 335 to 1078 code for a protein of 247 amino acids. The record is from RefSeq and is a predicted model, not a curated record.